Molecule: messenger RNA, 3742 nt
Organism: Hyalella azteca
Lineage: Eukaryota; Metazoa; Arthropoda; Malacostraca; Amphipoda; Hyalellidae
Product: dnaJ homolog subfamily C member 10-like
Exons: 15
Coding region: 165-2627 (820 amino acids)
Source: RefSeq, a predicted model, not a curated record
CCGAGUGCAAAUUGCCGACCGGCAGCAGGCGUGGGAGUGUCAGUGUAGGACUCGACUCUCGAGGUCAUGGAUGCUGACUACUGAGUGACAGUUUUUAUGUGGUAUGAUUUGCUCACGCUUUUAGAGAAAUUGUCAGCGGCUUGCGGUUGCGGGUAAACCUCAAUAUGAAUGUCUUGAAAUGUAUUCUUACAAUCAGCUGCUUAGCAGCUACUUUGAUGUUUGGCUGCGGCAUUGCAAGUGAAGAUUUUUAUUCUUUGCUUGGAGUUGACAAAAGUGCUACUACUCAAGAUAUUCGUAAGGCAUUCAAGAGAACUGCGUUAAAAAUGCAUCCAGAUAAAAAUUUGGAAGAUCCCGAUGCUGAUAAGAAGUUUAUACGCAUUAACCGUGCAUAUGAAGUUCUCAAGGAUGAAGAGCUCCGCAAAAAAUAUGACCAGUUUGGAGAAGAAGGCCUUGAUGACAGUCACUCUGGUAAAGGCUACCACUCCUGGACUUACUACAGAGAUAAUUUUGGUAUCUAUGAUGAUGAUCCUGAAAUUAUUACACUCUCAAGAACAGAUUUUGAUGCCAGUGUGAGUGGAAGUGAUACCCCGUGGUUCAUCAACUUCUAUCACCCAAUGUGUAGUCACUGCCACACAUUGGCUCCUGACUGGCGGUGGCUGAGCAUUGAGCUUCAAGGAGUUGUUCGCAUUGGAGCUGUAAACUGUGAUGAUGAAUACCUCCUGUGCUCCCAGCAGGGAGUUCGUGGCUACCCAUCCUUAAUAGCUUACCCAGGGAAAGAAAAAUUCUACUUGGAGAAGACACGAGAAUUGCUGGCCUCAUUCAUCCUGGAUCGUCUGCCCACGGGGCAUGGCAUCCCCGUAACGACUGGCAUGCUCUACAACAUGCGUCGUCUGCACAGCGCCCCUGACAAACAUGUCCUCCUCAGCAACAAGCCUUGGCUUCUUGCCUCAUUCUCAAGCAACAAACUUUUCGACGAUUUCAAGAUGACACUCACCAAACUGGCAGCGAUCUUUUCUGGUGUGAUGAGCGUGGGGCGCCUAGACUGCUCCAUGGACGCUGCUGCGUGCAAGAGCUUGAACAUCAGCUUGGGUGAUGAAGAUGUUCUGCUGCAGUAUUAUCCUAGCGCCUUAGUCCUGGGCAGCGCCACUGCCAUCCUUGCUGACGAUCGAUCUGCUCAGGACAUUGCAAAAGAUGUUCUUGCCCUUUUGCCCCCGCUCCCCCUAAUUGAUAACGACGAGUUCACUAAGCUUCACUCUGAGAUCGUCAGCAGCUCCUCUGGGACUGAAGGGUCGCGUCAGCCUGGGUGGCUGGUGCAGUUCUCCAGUGAGAACGAUGACGUUGACGAUGAGUUGCGUAAGUUGGCAGGCUUGGCUGCCCCGCUGCCAUGUCACCGCGUGUUGUGCUCAUCGCUGUCGCCAGGCCUGGACUGUGACAGCCUCUCCAUCACAAAAACCCCCGCAUUUGUUCUCUUCAAACCUGGCGGAGGAUACGAGAUGCAUCAUGGUCGCUUGAUGGCGCAAGACAUCGCUAAUUUCGCGCGUGAAGCAGCCGGCGCGCCGCACUUCUGCACUCUAACUCCCAAGGAGUUUCCCUCAGUAUUAUCAGCGGGAAGUAUUUGGUUCAUAGACUUCUAUGCUCCCUGGUGCCCGCCCUGCAUGCGACUCCUGCCGCAGUUCCGGAAGGCGUCGGUCCUCAUGCAGCUAGAGCACCGCCCUGUCCAGCCCGUGCAUUUUGGAAUCGUUGACUGCACGGUUCACGGGUCGCUUUGCUCACGCUUUAACGUGCGUUCGUACCCCACGACGAUCCUCUACAACGGCUCUGUGCCACACCAGUACAGCGGCCACCACAACCCGCAUAACAUCGUCGAGUUUGUCAAAGAUAUUCUCAAUCCCACGGUCCAGGUACUCAGCCCAGCUUCGUUCAAGUCAUCAGUGCUGGAGCGUCGCUCCAACGAAAUUUGGGUGGUGGAUUUUUUCGCGAACUGGUGCGGCCCCUGCAUCGCCAUGGCUCCUGAGUACAGAAGAUUUAGCCGCAUAGUGUCGAGCAUUGAAGACGUGUUUGUUGCGUCGGUGGACUGUGCCGACUAUGGCUCCUUCUGUUCCGAACAAGGCGUCCGGAGUUACCCGACUGUGCGCAUAUACAGACCAAACGCCCGUCCCAAUGAUUUCAGCACUUAUAACGACUACGCGCGUGACGCGGCAUCGUUCAAGCGGUGGCUGUACUCGCACCUGCCCUCCUCGGUCACUGCGCUCAAUGACCGAACCUUCGAGCAAAUCCUGCGGUCAUCCGAGCCCUGGCUGGUAGACUUCUUUGCUCCGUGGUGCGGUCACUGCCAUGUCUUUGCACCCGAGUUUGAAGACAUGGCCAGGAGGUUGGAAGGCAAGGUGAAGCUGGGCAAAGUUGACUGCCAAGCGUUCCAGUGGCUGUGCCAGGGCGCUGGCGUCGGCGCGUACCCAACUGUGAUGUUCUACAAAGGCGCCCUGAAGACACAAAAUGCCCGCCAGAACCCCAGAGGUGAGCUGCUGAACACUUUGGACCCCGACGCUAUCGUGUCCCAUCUCACAUGGCGGCUACAGCAGGAAGAGGAAGUGGCGUCUAGAAAAACAUUGCCCAAAGAUGAGUUAUGAUGACCUCGUAACUAUGUGUGAAUGGUUGCUAAUUUGUUCAUUCAUUUUCAGUGAGCUUUCGUAAGAUUUAAAUGAACUUGAACACAACUUUCAUGUAAAUGUGUCGUUUGCAUUUGAGGCCGCCGUCGCGAUUUACCCGUCGUCAAUUGGCAAAACAGGACAUAAAAAUUGUGGCAUAUAUUACGGUACUGUGACGUCACCAUUUUAUUGAAGCAGUAAUUCAUAAUGGCUGGGGUGCUACGAUAUUUUGAAAGCAAAAUUGCCGUGAAAUUCAUGUUAAUGAAUACAAAGUUAAAUUAUUCUACAUUUGCAGCCGGUUGUUGAAGUACAGCUCAUCAUGGGCGAAAUGAUCUCUCUCUCCAUUCUCAGUUAAAAGCUCUCAGUUAAGGAAGAUUUUGGUACUUAUUUUUGCAAUUGCAUAGGAUAAUUUGUGUUCCUGCAUCAGCAAAUUGUAUUCAAUAUUGUAAACUAAGCGAUGAAUCUCAUUUUAUUAGGUACAUGACGUCUAUUAGGGGUUACCCGAAAUCGUCGUUAGUAUUGUCGCUUAAAGCCAAAGAAACCGAACAAAAUUUAGCUAAAAAAUUUCUAAGAAUUUAAAAUGUAUAAUUUAAUUAUAUUAUGGAAAAACAAAUUACAUUAUAGACAAAUACCACGAAUAUGAAGAAGUAGGUAGUGGGAGGAACUAUUAACAGCGAAAAAUUAUUAACUCUCACUAAUCUGGAGCUUGUUUAAAAUAUGAACCAUGAGAUAUUUUAUCGUCUAGCAUAAAAUCUUUGUAUGAGGAAAUAUACCCACGUUUGGUAAACAUUCGUUCAAUUGUGCAAAUUUUAUUCAAAGAAGUACAUUAUUUGCUUGUGUGUUCCAUGAAUAAAACGCGGGCUGAAAUUAUCACGUCAAUGUAUUCUUCUGUGCUAAAAUCUGUAGCGCUCUUGCAUAAUCUAUCAUCUUGCUUCGUAGUUCAAUAUGCAUCUAUAUCCCGGAUUUUCACUUGUAACUUCAGGACUAAUUAGCAGUUCUUUCAUGGGGUGUUACGAGCAUUUAUUAACGCUAGCUGAUAUAAGGUAAGAUGAAACUCUAAUAAGAUAAAUUAUUUUAUUACAUUUGAAUUGCUUGAA